CUAUUAAGACAAUCCGUUUGCGAGUGGGCAUAAACGCUCGCGUGAAUGUAGGUACAUCGUACCUAGUACCUACGCACUUUGGCUGCGUUCGGCAGUGCGUUUGUGCGUGAUACGAGCCUCGUGCGACCCAUGUUUGUUUACAGGAUACAUGGAAGAAAGGGACGAAAGGUGAAGACGACGGUUCAAUCCGUUUUCGCGUACAUAUCAGUAUCUAUAAAGGAGAAAUGGCUCGUCCUUCCGUCUGUAAUCCGCUUUCGUACCUUAUCACAAGACAGAUCGACAACAAGGUCGAUCAUUGCAAACGUCUCGUUAACGCCAGAUUCGAGACCUCCGAAAAUCUAUUUAGAAAGGAUCUAUUAUCUCAUUAUGGAUGCGUUAAUGCGAUUGAAUUUUCGAAUCAGGGGGAUCUUCUCGUCUCUGGUGGCGAUGACAAGAGAGUUUUGUUGUGGAGAGUGGAGCAGGCAAUACAAGGUGUAGGCAGACCUUCGGUGAUGAAAGCUCAACAUAUUAGCAACAUAUUUUGUCUUGGUUAUGACAGUAGUAAAACAAAAAUAUUUUCUGCUGGAAAUGAUGAUCAAGUUAUUGUUCAUGAUUUGAGAACGGGUGAUGUUGUGAAUUUCUUUUUACACGAAAAACCUGUUUACGGCUUAUCGAUUCAUCCGCAUAACGACAACAUAUUUGCAAGUGCUUGCGACGAUGGGAGAGUUCUUAUUUACGAUAUACGAGGCUCUAGCGCUAUGGAAACUUUUUGCUUGGCACAAUAUAAAUCUGCUUUUCACUCUGUAAUGUUUAACCCUAUGGAGUCGAAGAUGCUUGCUACUGCCAAUGCCAAAGAAGGUGUUAGCAUGUGGGAUGUGCGAAAACCUUUAGAGCCUGUAUUACGUUAUGGAAAUGAAAGCUCUGCACAGAGUUGUAUGAAUGUUAGAUUUAAUGCAGCAGGUAAUAGGUUAUUAGCUUUGAGGAGAAGGUUACCACCCGUAUUGUAUGCAGUAGAUUCUUCUACUCACUUGUGUCAAUUUGAUCAUCCUGGAUAUUAUAAUAGUUGUACGAUGAAGUCGUGUUGUUUUGCUGGAGAUAACGAUCAAUAUGUUCUUUCUGGUUCGGACGAUUUUAAUUUAUAUAUGUGGAAAAUUCCUUCCGAGGGUGUUAAAUGGGUAGAUUCUGCACAUAUGGUUUUACGUGGCCAUAGGUCUAUCGUUAAUCAAGUACGAUACAAUCAAGCUAGUUGUAUUUUUGCUUCAUCUGGGGUUGAAAAAAUUGUUAAGAUUUGGAGUCCAUUUUCACUUGGACAUGGAUGUUUAGGUGGAUUGAAGAGAGAUGCUGGAUCUCGAGAAAGACAACGCAGAGUGUUCACACAUGAUGAAUAUAUUGGAUUAGUGUUACAUAGUGGUCAAUUCAUGACACACGAUUACAGUCAUCAAUCGACUAGAGAAGAUCCAAGGAUGAUGGCAUUCUUUGAUUCUUUAGUACAACGUGAGAUCGAGGGUUGGAGUUCUGAAUAUAUGACAUCAGCACCAGAGACACCUAGUGAUUCUGAAAAUAAUCCCGCAACUGAACCUGCUUAUAGUACAACAGAUUCCGAGGAUUCGUCGAGAUAUGAUCGCCUAUUGAUGUUACAAAUCUUAGGAUCAGCGGUAACAUCUCGUGGAUCCUCUGGAGGUAGAGUAGUUCCUGAAAGAUCUUUAGAGUCUCCAAAUCGUAUAUCACGACUUAUAGCAAAUCGCAGAGAAAAACUCAUGAGACUCGCAGCUAUGGAUUGUGGUGUACCAUUAAAUAAUGCUUCCACUACAGCACCUGGUCCAUCUGCUUCAGGUUCUGCUAGCGAUGGAGAAAAUGCACAAAUUAAGUGUAGAUUUAAACCGAAAUUAAAAGGAAUAAAAAGAAAACAUGGUAAAAAUUCUGGAAGAAGAAGUAGGGCUAGAAGAAAGUGUACCGUGUUACAAAUUAAUAGCGAGUCUGAUAGCGAUGAACAACCUAUCGAUACAACACAACCUAGUACUAGUUCUGGUGUAAUAUCUAGAAGAUCCCGAUACGUAACAAAUGCAAUUGAGAGUGAUGCGAAACGUUCAAGUUACAGUAGUAGCAGUUCAGAGGAUGAUAGUUCUAGUAAACGGAAACAUUCAAAAACUGAUUCUGAUACUUCUACAACAGUGCACAGAAGGAAACAUGGGAAAUGUAAAAGUAACUCAAAAAGUGAUACAACUAAGAACAAAAGCAAACGGCAACAAGUUAAUUAUGAUACAGAGGAAGGAAAACCGGACUGGAAAAUAUAUUUAAAUGGCGUUACCACAACAAAGGUUCAAGAAGAUGGCCCAUCAACGCCUCUGAAUAAAUCAUGUAAAGUUCCUUCAACUCCUGAUAGUGGUAUUACAUCAGAAGUAUCUACAGUUGAAAAAAAUGGCGAACAAACACAGGAAGAACGAAACGGCGCAGAGAGUUCCGAUCAUGAACAAAAAUUAAAAAAUUUAGAGUGUUUUAGAAAAAAAGUGGAUGUAGCGAGAAGAAGUUAUCAUAAUCGAUCUACGCCUUUAUCACAAACCAUUUCAACUACAACUGAUUCUUCCGAUUAAGCUCCUAUUACCUUCAAACCCUUUAAUCCCUUUCCCUUUGUACAUAGUGAAUCUGUGAUUCCUUGAGGUAUAUUUUUAUAAUACUAAGUUUGAUCACACGCAAAUAUGGUCGAUUUUUUCUAUCUUAUUUUAGAUUUUAUUAUUUUUCUGUUAUUUUCAUGAGCGUCCUUAUUAUUCAUAAGGAUUCUUAUGAAGUAUUUUAUUGGAAUCUCUUAUAAUACAAGGCACCUUCAUAAAUGUUUUGUCGGAAUCUUUCAUGAUACAAGACUGUCCCAGAGUAAUAAUACUUUAAAACAUUGGUAACUAAUGUAUUUUCGCCGUAUUUAAUGAUUUUGGUCGUGAACUAAUCGCGAAUUAAUUAAUUUAUAAUUGGUACAAAAAGUUAUAAAUUUAAUGGUUCCUCAUCUUUAAAAUUAACCACCGACAUAGUAAUUAUUUAGAAGAACUCGAUUUAUUACUGCAAGGUAAACGUGUUUGGAUAUGACCAUUAAAUAAUAUGUAAUCGAAACUACAACAAAACACCGCCGAGAGUUAUAGGUAAAUUAACGUUACAUUAGCUAUAAUAAGGCAACUCAGCUAAUGUGUAUUGUUGACAUGGUUUGUAAGUGUGAUGGAAAAUAAUAAAACAAUAAAUUGAUAUACCC
Molecule: messenger RNA, 3214 nt
Organism: Hylaeus volcanicus
Lineage: Eukaryota; Metazoa; Arthropoda; Insecta; Hymenoptera; Colletidae
Product: DDB1- and CUL4-associated factor 5
Exons: 8
Coding region: 225-2570 (781 amino acids)
Biological process (GO): negative regulation of fatty acid biosynthetic process
Cellular component (GO): Cul4-RING E3 ubiquitin ligase complex; cytoplasm
Molecular function (GO): protein binding
Source: RefSeq, a predicted model, not a curated record